UCUGGGAGUGUAACGCAGAGAACUCUCUCUCUCUCUCUCUCUCUCUCUCUCUCUCUCUCUCUCUCUCUCUUUAUUAUCCAUUCAUUUUGGGUGAGGAAACUCUCGCAGAGAACAAAAUCUGGGGAGUUUGUGAGGAGGCAUUAAAGGCUAUGGCGGCGGCUAGAAGAGCGGCUUCUUCUCUCCUCUUUCGUUGUCUCUACGCAUCUCCACGCUUCCAUGGAGGUAGAGCAAAUGCCCUGUCUUCGGGGAUUCUCCAAAGGUUUAGCACCGCAGCCGCAACCGAAGAACCGAUCACACCGCCUGUUCAAGUCAAUUACACCCAACUCCUGAUUAAUGGACAAUUUGUGGACUCGGCAUCUGGUAGAACAUUCCCAACCUUGGACCCUCGCACUGGGGAGGUCAUUGCCCAUGUUGCCGAGGGAGAUGUCGAAGAUAUCAAUCGUGCCGUCGUUGCCGCUCGCAAGGCAUUUGAUGAAGGGCCUUGGCCAAAGAUGACAGCUUAUGAAAGAUCCCGCAUUCUCUACAAGUUUGCGGAUUUGAUUGAGAAACACAACGAUGAGCUUGCUGCUCUUGAGACUUGGGAUAAUGGGAAGCCAUAUGAACAGGCUGCAUUAGCUGAAGUUCCAAUGUUAGCCCGUCUGAUGCGCUACUAUGCUGGUUGGGCGGAUAAGAUACAUGGCCUCAUUGUGCCGGCCGACGGCCCGCAUCAUGUGCAAGUCUUGCAUGAGCCAAUCGGUGUUGCGGGUCAAAUCAUCCCAUGGAACUUCCCGCUUCUUAUGUAUGCUUGGAAAGUUGGGCCGGCACUGGCUUGCGGAAACACCAUUGUACUUAAGACGGCUGAACAAACUCCUUUAUCGGCUUUAUACGUGUCAAAGCUGUUGCAUGAGGCUGGUCUACCCGAUGGUGUUUUGAAUGUGAUCUCUGGUUUUGGUCCCACUGCUGGUGCUGCUCUUGCUAGCCACAUGGAUGUGGACAAGCUUGCUUUUACUGGAUCGACCAAUACCGGUAAGAUCGUUCUUGAAUUGGCUGCAAGAAGCAAUCUUAAGCCAGUGACUCUUGAGCUCGGAGGGAAGUCUCCUUUCAUCGUAAUGGACGAUGCUGAUGUCGACCAGGCCGUAGAGCUCGCUCAUUUUGCACUAUUCUUUAAUCAGGGACAAUGCUGCUGUGCUGGGUCUCGCACAUUUGUACAUGAAAAAGUGUAUGACGAGUUUGUAGAGAAAGCGAAAGCGCGUGCUUUGAAGCGUGUUGUCGGCGAUCCUUUCAAGAAAGGAGUUGAACAAGGCCCUCAGAUUGAUGAUGAGCAGUUCUCCAAAGUUCUGCGCUACAUAAAGUCGGGCAUCGACUCGGGGGCUACCCUUGUAGCUGGCGGAGAUAGAUUCGGCAGCAAAGGAUAUUACAUCCAGCCGACCAUAUUCUCGGAUGUGCAGGAUGAAAUGACCAUAGCUCAAGAGGAGAUAUUCGGCCCAGUUCAAUCUAUCCUCAAGUUCAAGGAUAUUAACGAAGUCAUCAAGAGGGCAAAUGCCAGCAGGUACGGGUUGGCGGCCGGGGUCUUCACCAACAACCUCGACACCGCCAACACGCUGGCUCGUGCUCUGAGAGUCGGGUCCUUGUGGAUCAACUGCUUCGACGUCUUCGAUGCGGCGAUCCCCUUCGGCGGCUACAAGAUGAGCGGGCAGGGCAGGGAGAAGGGCAUCGACAGCCUGAAGAACUACUUGCAGGUCAAGGCAGUCAUUACGCCGUUGAAAAACCCGGCCUGGCUGUAAUUAUCAUGCCAAUGAGUCGCUGCUGCGAUGUUUAUUUUGAAAAUAUGAAUGUUUGCCGGUUGUAAUAAUAAGCAUUAUUAAUUAUUGCAUGGAAUUGAGAUGAGAUCUCUGUGAUAAUGCAGCUCCUGUUUCUCUGCUAGUUUAGUAUUAUGGAACUGCACCUUCUGAGUUUCCCCAAAUUUCAGUGUUAUCAAUGUGAAAUUUUUCAUCAUUUUCUGAAAGUGAGGGGCAAAAUUUUAUAAAA
This is a messenger RNA of Ananas comosus (pineapple), 2007 nucleotides long. RefSeq names its product aldehyde dehydrogenase family 2 member B7, mitochondrial-like. Gene Ontology annotation, molecular function: aldehyde dehydrogenase (NAD+) activity. The transcript has 11 exons. The record is from RefSeq and is a predicted model, not a curated record. NCBI's taxonomy places the organism in Eukaryota, Viridiplantae, Streptophyta, Magnoliopsida, Poales, Bromeliaceae. Bases 150 to 1763 code for a protein of 537 amino acids.